Messenger RNA from Marmota flaviventris (yellow-bellied marmot), 1279 nucleotides. RefSeq names its product mitochondrial transcription termination factor 1 (gene Mterf1). NCBI's taxonomy places the organism in Eukaryota, Metazoa, Chordata, Mammalia, Rodentia, Sciuridae. The record is from RefSeq and is a predicted model, not a curated record. Gene Ontology annotation, cellular component: mitochondrial matrix. Gene Ontology annotation, biological process: termination of mitochondrial transcription; regulation of DNA-templated transcription. Gene Ontology annotation, molecular function: double-stranded DNA binding.
GAUUCCUGCCGCGGAAGUAGAUGGCGUCUAUGGUAAUCCUUGCUACUGUGUACAGUUCAGCUUUCCAAAAGGUUUGGGAUACCUGACCAUUAUGACAUCAAGAAACCUCUGGUAUAUGAGAAGUAACUUUUUCUUUGGUUCAAGAUGUUGGAUGAUUCGCUAUUCAGCAGAAAUCCUCAAAUCAGUUUCAUUUAGGCUUUUUGGUGUGACAUGUAAUAAUGGAGACAAUGAGCCUUUGGAGAAUGAGGACCUAUUGAACAACUUACUUACUAUGGGAGUUGAUAUUGACAUGGCAAAGAAACGACAGCCUGGAGUUUUUAAUAGAAUGGUUACGAAUGAGCAGGACCUAAAGAUGUUCCUUUUGUCCAAAGGAGCUAGCAAAGAAGUGAUUGCUAGCAUCAUAUCAAGAUAUCCACGAGCUAUAACACGCACUUCUGAAAGUCUUUCAAAACGGUGGGAUCUGUGGAGAAAGAUUAUGACAUCAGACCUUGAAAUUGUAAAUAUUUUGGAACGUUCUCCUGAAUCCUUUUUUCGGUCCAAUAACAAUAUAAAUUUAGAAAAUAAUAUAAAGUUCCUCUACUCAGUUGGAUUGUCCCAGAAAUGCCUGUGUCGAUUAUUAGCCAAUGCCCCUCGCACCUUUUCCAAUAGUCUUGAUUUGAAUAAACAGAUGAUUGAAGUUUUGCAGGAAGUCUGUUUGUUCUUGGGUCACAAUAAUCCCACAGAUUUUGUCAGGAAGAUAAUUUCUAAAAAUCCUUUCAUCUUAAUUCAGAGCACCAAACGGGUGAAAGCUAACAUUGAAUUUUUACAGUCAACUUUCAACUUGAACAAGGAAGAACUGCUGCAACUGCUAUGUGGUCCAGGAGCUGGAAUUCUAGACCUUUCUACAGAAUGUGCCAAAAGAAAUUAUACAAAUAUCAAAGAGAAGCUGUUUUCUCUUGGAUGUACUGAAGAAGAGGUACAGAAAUUUGUCUUAAGCUACCCGGAUAUGAUGUUCUUGGCAGAUAAAAAGUUUAAUGAUAAAAUAGACUGCCUCAUAGAAGAAAAAAUUAGUAUUUUACAAAUAAUUGAAAGUCCUCGGGUUCUGGAUUCAAGCAUAAGUACUUUAAAAAGUCGAAUCAAAGAAUUGGUACAUGCUGGCUAUAACUUGAAUGUCUCUAACAUUGCUCUUCUAUCUUGGAGUCAAAAAAGAUUUGAAGCUAAACUGGAAAAAAUUAAACGGCUAGAACAGUGCCUGGGGAGUUAAAAAAAAAAAAAAAAAAGUCUUGGGGCUGGGGUCAUG